GUAAAUAGUAGGUUCCUUCUACUCCUAUUCUAAUUUGAAAUUUCUAACCUAAGAAAUCUUCAAUCUUACAAUCAUUGAUAUUUUGUUAUAAAAAAGAGGCUUGUAUUAAUAUUAUUAUAAAUUUUUAGACAUAUAAUUCAUAGAAUAUUAUGUCUUAAAUUAUUAGUCAAAGCAAAGGAUGGCUGCGAACCUAUUUAAAAACAUUCUUAAUGUGAGAUCUUCGAACUUACUUUUUAAAAAAUGGAAAGGUACAGACAAAAGUGUUAUAAUUCGUGACCCCUUUGGAAAUAGACCUCAAAAGACAAAAGACUCAUAUCUGCAGGUAAUCAAAAUGUUUGAAGAUGGAGAUCCGAGACGACGAGGUCAUGUCGAAUUUAUUUAUGCUGCUCUUAGUCGUAUGAAAGAGUUUGGUGUUCAGAAAGACUUGGAAGUCUAUAAAGCUUUAAUUGAUGUGUUACCAAAGGGAAAGUUCAUACCUACUAAUAUAUUUCAAGCAGAGUUUUUGCAUUAUCCAAAACAACAGCAGUGUGCUGUUGAUCUUUUGGAACAAAUGGAAGACAAUGCUGUAAUGCCUGAUAUUGAAAUGGAACAAAUGCUUCUUAAUACUUUUGGUCGACGUUGUAUACCACUGCGAAAAUAUUGGAGAAUGAUGUACUGGAUGCCUAAAUUUAAAAAUCUUAGUCCAUGGUACUUACCUGAUGAACUCCCAAGAGAUGUCUUAGAACUGUCUAAGCUGGCCAUUGCAAGAAUAACAUCUGUUGACCCAGAUACUAAAAUAAAUGUGUGGCAGACAGAAGAGAUACAAGCUGCCAUAGAUAAAACUUGGAUUAUCAGUGCACAAAGCCGAACACAGCAAGUUUUAUUAGCAGAGCAACCUCUCAGUGAACCCCUAAUAAUAAAGGGCCCAUAUAAUGUCUAUUUACGAGAUCAGGUUGUUACAUAUUUUACUCUCUUAGGAAAACUCAGGCAAGAGCCUAAAGAUGAUAUAAAUUUGGAUGAUGUGUCAAAAAUUAAUAAACCCAAAGGAAUACCAGGGUAUAUUGGAAGAGUAACUUUACCAUCAGUUAAGUGUACUGUUCAUGAACAAGAUGAUGGAACUGUGCUGGCUGUUUGUGCAACGGGAACUUCCUCCAGAGAUUCUUUGCUGUCAUGGAUAAGGCUAUUAGAGAAGAAUGAUAAUCCAUUAUUAGCUAAUGUACCAGUAAUAUUUACACUCCUUGCCCCAUCUUCUGAUGUCUCCUUACAUGAGAGCCCAGAUGCCAUACCCGAUGACAAUACACAAAUAGCAGAAUAACAUUAAACUUGUAAAGUAACACAAGGCAAUUAAAACAAACUAGAUUAAAUGUGAAAUAUUUAUAUAUUGAA
Leptidea sinapis is the source of this 1365-nucleotide messenger RNA. RefSeq names its product evolutionarily conserved signaling intermediate in Toll pathway, mitochondrial (gene ECSIT). The record is from RefSeq and is a predicted model, not a curated record. Gene Ontology annotation, cellular component: mitochondrion. Bases 179 to 1294 code for a protein of 371 amino acids. The transcript has 5 exons. Lineage: Eukaryota; Metazoa; Arthropoda; Insecta; Lepidoptera; Pieridae.